Messenger RNA from Porites lobata, 1145 nucleotides. The record is from the annotation of a GenBank genome assembly. Lineage: Eukaryota; Metazoa; Cnidaria; Anthozoa; Scleractinia; Poritidae.
AUCCUCAAAGAUGGGGACAUCACUUUUGUUCCAGAACUUCCCGCUGACAAAAACAGAGCCAUAAACACGAUCCAGAUGCUUGGAGCGUGGAAAAUUAUUUGUCAAUUCAAACGCCGCUUUUGGCCCGAGAAACUUCAUCAAAUUUACAGUGUACGGGGAUUUACAAGUGAAAUAUGGAUGUGGUCGCGUGACUCGGCUGUUAAUGACAACAAGUGUCACGUGGUUGUUGGGUUUGAAACUGCUGAGUCUGCGGAACGGAAAAGUAGCCUCAGCGGUCAACAGGUCUUGGAGGGAUUCUUGAGCUAUUUGGAUGAGAUGUUCGGGUAAGAAAAUUUUGAUAUUCGUAAGUACUUAGGCCGAAGUCAUUUCGUGGCAAAAGGGAACAAAAAGUCAGUAUUCACGAAAAAGAACGGUCUCGUAUCAUCCCUGCAUUAGGUAUGUUAUACGCUUUCUAAACCAUUACAUUAUUGCAUCGUGCAACCCAGUGUACGCCUAUUAUAGGCGUCUAGUGCAGAGAGCUCAACGUUCUCUCAUUUUUUCACCGCACAAGUUAUGAUUCGACAUUCCUGAUCCUAUGCAGGACGCGUGACACAUAUAAACCUCCGAAACGGCCUAGCUUCUAAUGAGUCUCCCCGUAGCUAAGUGUGCGCGUUCGGUAUUUGGGACCCGGGGGGAUUUAGUGAUGUGAUUGGUCCAGAUUGCAUCCCCGUUGGGGGUUCAAACGUUUUGUCCCACUCACAUGACGAAUAUGACGUUUUCCUCAAAACCAAGUCUCGUCUUGUUAACCGGAAUCUCUGGGGACUAUCUUACCAAUAUGUCUUAUCUUAUUUGUUUUAUUAUCAUCAUCAUUAUUAUUAUUAUUAUUGUUAUUAUUUAAUUAUUUAUUUAUUUUUCACAGCACACCCAGCGAUCCUCGUCCUGCGACCGAUUCCUUCCUGGACUACGAGUAUUUUCAUUGGUCAAACCAUCCCUUCAUUCGCGGUGGAUACACAUCCCCUACUGCCCAUGCGUACGAUCUUCGUCACCUGCUUGCUAGGCCUGUUGAAGAUCGCUUGUUUUUUGCGGGUGAAGCUACAAGUCUUCGAUCCUGUUCAACUGUGCCAACUGCGAUAGAAACCGGAAUCUGCGUGGCAGAUCAAGUUUGU